This is a messenger RNA of Laccaria bicolor S238N-H82, 309 nucleotides long. RefSeq lists its product as uncharacterized. NCBI's taxonomy places the organism in Eukaryota, Fungi, Basidiomycota, Agaricomycetes, Agaricales, Hydnangiaceae. The record is from RefSeq and is a predicted model, not a curated record. The transcript is spliced from 2 exons. The annotation marks the transcript as partial.
AACGAUGAGUGGGGUGCCUUACCUUGGCUCGUCGUAGUCUGCUUCCGUUCAUGGGUGUUGGUCAUCCUUCGCGUGGAUGGUCGUGGUCGAAUUUGGCUGAUGCUGCUUCGCCUCGGUUGGUGGCCUCGGUUUGUGGGCAAUCCUGCUUUGCCGUUGGCGUUGGCUGUAGUUGAGGGCAUCGUUGGAGGUGGUGUGGCAUGGCAUUUGCCACGUCGUUAUUGGGGGGGAUUGAUUGGGGCCGGUCGUAUGAUGGUUGUUGUUGGCUACAUCGCCGUCAGCGACGUGGCAUGCCUAGACAAGUCGUUGUAG